AUGGGCAAGAAGUCGAACCGUUUCUUGGGUUUCACCUCUCCUCCAUCUCUGCCCAGGCACCCAUGGAUCUAUGUCAAUGACCCGACGACCAACACUCCCCAUGUCUCCAGUCUCAAGGGCAUCAUUGGUGAUUGCAGCAUCUUGCACCGCUCAAAUGACGGAGACGCCAACUUCGAGGCCCGGGAAAGGCUUGCUGCCAGUCUUGACACGCUCAAAGACGACGCCUUUGGCGCCGGCCAGAACGUGAUGCUAAUCACCGAGAACCUCGCAGACUCCAAGACUACUGACAAGCUCGAGACCGCUACCACGAUCCGCGAGCAGGCCAUCAAGGGUGGGCGCAACUUUGCCAGUGUGAAUCUAUACCUUCAGGAUGGCACAAAGGAGAAUGACAAGGCGACAUGGGGACCAAAUCAUCUUGAAUUGGCUAUCACGAAUAUGACGGUCAGGGAAGUUGCGCAAAAGAUCUAUAGCUGGCUGUUCACCGUCCUCUCCCCGACCGAGCAUGUCCAUCUCCUCCCGAUUGCCAAACUCCAGGCAGUCGACAAGCAGCACUUCGCAGACUACGACUACUGCGCGAUUGCUGAUACCAAGAGCCACUCAAAGGAUGCCAAGAUCCAGUUUGUGGCUGUUAUCGUCACGAAGCCCGUCGUCAUCCCGAACACCCAGCGUCUACAAUGGACUGUGGCGGACAAGUCUGGCUUGGGAAAUUUCUACUUCCAAUACCGCGGCGACACUUCCCAAUACACUUGGGACUGGGUCCUUGCCCUCAGACCAGGUGACAUCAAAGCCCUUCCCCGCAUGCCAAUGAUUCAAGUCAAGGAAUCCCGCCGCGUACGCAUCGCCAAAUUCCCGCUCCGUGCUGCAGGCUCCGCGAUCUCCGGAGUCGGCCUCGCCCUCAAGACCGUUGGUCAUGGCGUCGCCAAGCUCGGCGAUAUCACUUCCAUGGGGAAGUCCUCUGAGUGGGUCCCUUCGGGUGAUGUUGUCGUCGCCAAGGACGGCAAGAUGAAGAAGAUCGACUGGUCAGCGACAUUCGAGAAGGAAAGCAAGGACAGAACGGCCAAGGUGAAGGCGGCCAUGAAGAAAGAGACCCCGCCGAAGGAAAAGCACAGUGAGGCGGAGAGUGACAGGAGCACCCUGAGAUGGAGCGAGUAUGAGAAUGAGAAGGCCAUCAUAUCGGAGAAGGAAUUCUGCUAG
Messenger RNA from Cladophialophora psammophila CBS 110553, 1194 nucleotides. RefSeq lists its product as uncharacterized. Lineage: Eukaryota; Fungi; Ascomycota; Eurotiomycetes; Chaetothyriales; Herpotrichiellaceae. The record is from RefSeq and is a predicted model, not a curated record. The coding region runs from base 1 to 1194 and encodes 397 amino acids. The transcript is spliced from 3 exons.